Messenger RNA from Centruroides sculpturatus (bark scorpion), 621 nucleotides. RefSeq names its product calcitonin gene-related peptide type 1 receptor-like. The record is from RefSeq and is a predicted model, not a curated record. Gene Ontology annotation, biological process: adenylate cyclase-modulating G protein-coupled receptor signaling pathway; cell surface receptor signaling pathway. Gene Ontology annotation, cellular component: plasma membrane. The annotation marks the transcript as partial. Gene Ontology annotation, molecular function: G protein-coupled peptide receptor activity. The transcript has 6 exons. Lineage: Eukaryota; Metazoa; Arthropoda; Arachnida; Scorpiones; Buthidae.
AUGUUGGUAUUGCUCGGUUCUCAACCAGUGGUACACGUACCACAAGGAUACCCGUUAGUAUUACAAAUCUAUACAAGAAGACUCAGAUGGUACACGAGUGAAAAAAGGUUGAGAACCUUAACGAAAAAGAUUAAUAAAUUAUAUAUUGCUGGAUACUCAGUAUCACUCGUUGCUCUGUUGAUAUCGCUUGCAAUUUUCUUUUAUUUUCCUUCACUUCAGUGCAUUCGUAUUACCAUUCACAAGAAUCUGUUUUUCUCAUUUAUCAUGAACAACAUGACAUGGAUCAUAUGGUAUACCGAAGUGGUUCAACACGUAGAAGUUUUGGAAGCAAAUAAUAUAGGAUGCCAAAUUUUGCAUAUAGUUGUGCAUUAUUUUCUUGUGUGCAACUAUUUCUGGAUGUUCUGCGAGGGAUUACAUUUGCAUACAUUGAUGGUCUUCGCUUUUGUACAAGAAAAUAAAAUAUUCAAAUGGUUCUGUGUUAUUGGAUGGGUUUUACCGCUGAUAUUAAUUACUAUAUACAGCUCGGUCAGAGCAUCUAUAUCUAAGGAAGCAGUUUAUUGCUGGAUAGAAGAAAGUCCGACAUUCUAUAUAAUAACAGUACCGGUGUGUAUAUCAAUGCUG